This is a messenger RNA of Lodderomyces pseudojiufengensis, 2406 nucleotides long. It is a transcript of the gene ARG83, whose product is annotated as Arg83p. The record is from RefSeq and is a predicted model, not a curated record. Gene Ontology annotation, molecular function: transcription cis-regulatory region binding; zinc ion binding; DNA-binding transcription factor activity, RNA polymerase II-specific. The transcript has a single exon. Gene Ontology annotation, biological process: positive regulation of transcription by RNA polymerase II. Bases 1 to 2406 code for a protein of 801 amino acids. NCBI's taxonomy places the organism in Eukaryota, Fungi, Ascomycota, Pichiomycetes, Serinales, Debaryomycetaceae. Gene Ontology annotation, cellular component: nucleus.
AUGGCCAAAAGAGGAAGAACAUUCAAUGGAUGCUGGACAUGUAGAUCAAGAAAAGUGAAAUGUGAUUUAACAAAACCUCAAUGUAUAAGGUGUGUCAAGCUGAAAAGAGAAUGUUUAGGUUAUGGUAUAAGAUUAGGUUGGUCAUCACCAAUUACUAUUGGACCUGAUUCAAAAAUGACAAGUAUUAAAACUGAAGAUGGAGAAUUAGAAUCUUUUCAAAGAAGAAGUAUCGAAUUGAUGAAAUUUCCUGAACAAAUGUAUUAUGCUACUUAUUCUGAAUUGAAUGAAAUAUUGGAUGAAAUCGAAAAUUCUGUCACUUUAAAAGGUAAAGCUCAAAAGGGACCGUUUAGGUGCUUUGACUUAGCAAAUUCGAAUAAAAGAAGGAAACUAUCUGAUACAGAAAAGGUGACGAAAAUGGAUCACGAGGAGUCUUCGUCAACUCCAUCGAGACUUGAGACUCCAACGAACAACGAUGAUAUUUUUUCAGAAACCAAUAACUCAUACGUUCAUCAAGACUUGAUAAACUUUGCCAAAUUAACAAUACUUGCAAUUAAAGGUCCAGAUUACAAAUUUAACGAUCAAAAUAUGCUACACAUCUUGUACCCGAAAUUUUAUCCAAAUACAGAUUCAGAUGAUGAUUGGGUUGCAAAUGCUAAGAUGGUUAACAACAAAUUGUAUACAAAAGCGAACUCAGAGUUGAAACUUCAUCAAUUAUUAAAACAUCUCAUAAACAAUUUUACAGUGGACUCAACAACAUUGAAUAGGGUUGGACUACCUGUUACUUAUUUUGAGGUUUUGUUUAUUUCAUAUAUAAAACAAAUUGUAAGUACAUUUUUUUGUUGGGAUUUCACUGAAUGGAACGUUAUAGACCUACAGGCUAUGGAUGAAUUAAAUGAUCAACAAAUUUUACAUAGUAUAAAACUAUGUGUUAUUUAUUUGACAUUAGGAUUAAGUGCUUUUAAGCUCUCAAAAACUAAAGAAUUAAAAAAUUUGGAUAAUAAUCAAUCAAUGGAUGAAUUUUUGAAGAUUAGUAUUGAGUUAAGAAAGUUGAGUAUUAAACUUUUGAAUUUUCAUUUGGAUGAAUCUGAUACAAUAUCAGAAAAAACUAGUCUCAACAGUGCAAUGAUCGACAAUAAUUACGAUACACUACUUUUGACUGCAUUGAUUUUACAAAUUGAAUUAGAUGGGAUGUUUUCUGUUUUUGAAAAUCUUGAUUUGAUUUAUGCAAUUGGCGAUUUUGUAAUUAAGAAUAAAUUAAUCAAUUCAACUAGGCUCACUACAAUAAACAAAUUUUUAAUCAACAUUUUUAAGAUUAAGUAUUUUAUCUACGAGAGUACUCAAGCUAUCAACGUGUUCAACUACCAAAUAGAUGAAAAUCAAAAGGAUUAUAGCGAUUUGAAAGAUGAUUAUAAUUUGAUAAAUGGAUCUCAAUCUGAGGACGAGAAUGAUGAUGAGGAGGAGGAAGAAGAAGAGGAGGAAGAAGAAGAUAAUGAAGAAACAGAAGACGAAGAAGUAGAAGUAGUCAGAGAGAAAGAAAUCGAACAGAAGAAUGGUGCUACUCCUUACACCAAUUCAACACCAAGUUACAACUUCAACUCAAAAUUUAAGCCGACUAUAGAAAAUUUAGUAUCAACAGAAGACGCAUACGUUCCAACAGACUAUACGAUCAAUUUCAAUAAAAAUCAAAAAUAUAAUGCAGCUUACGAGCUUACCAGCGAAAAUACUACUGUUACGCCUAAUUCAAAAUUUUCGCCUCAAGUGAAUACAAUUUUUACGGCCAAGCUUGACAUUGAUUUAAUAUACUUGAUGUUUGGUAUACCACAAGACUUAUUGAAUCUAUUCCAUGAAACUAUUCAUCUAGCGAAUCAUAAAAACAUAUUCAACUUAAAGAAACAGUUUCCUAGAAAUUUUCCAAAAUUAUGUACUGACUUGGAAGAUAAAUUAAUAAACUGGAAUUAUACCAAACUGAAUUGGAAAUUAGAUCCUACCGAUAUGUUUCAAAAUUUUUUGAUUAAUUACAUCUCAUCCUUUCAUCAAGCUGUUAUUAUAUUUCACAAUAAAUUGAUGAAGAAGUCGUUCGAUACUGCUCAACAUCAACUAGUUAUAGAGAGAAGCUUAAACUACUUAAUAAAAGCAAUGCAUGGUGCUAAAAUGCUCAAUUUAAAUUUUCAGCCAAUGUUUUGGAAUUUAUUAAUUUGUGGGUCAGUAGCUAUUGAUCACAACCUACAAGACAAAAUAAAAUUUAUUUGGUCAAGUGAAUUUUAUACAAAGCAAUCAAACUAUUGGAGAUCUAAACAGAUCCUAUAUGAAAUAUGGCAAAGAAGAAAUAACAAUGAAUACGAAGAAAAUGAUUUAGGAUUUAUGAAUAUGAUUAGAGAAUGGGAUAUAUUUUUGAGUCUAGGUUGA